Molecule: messenger RNA, 4821 nt
Organism: Engraulis encrasicolus (European anchovy)
Lineage: Eukaryota; Metazoa; Chordata; Actinopteri; Clupeiformes; Engraulidae
Gene: slc49a4
Product: solute carrier family 49 member 4
Exons: 9
Coding region: 133-1545 (470 amino acids)
Biological process (GO): transmembrane transport
Cellular component (GO): intracellular membrane-bounded organelle; membrane
Molecular function (GO): transmembrane transporter activity
Source: RefSeq, a predicted model, not a curated record
GGUAGCGGUUGUUUUUGUUUUCUCGGUUCCGCUGAGAGCGUUUCAAAAUCCUGCUCAUUUUUUCUCCUGUCGUCGGAAAUAAACAUCAAGUUUACCAAAGACAUUGCUUGACACGACAUCGAAGCCGAUUAAAUGGGUGCCACCGAGAGCACAGAGGGAGAAAGGGAGCCCCUGCUCGUUCCAACUCAGACAGAGACUAGCAUACAGCCUGUCUACAGCAGAGUCUAUGGGCGAAGAUGGCUGGUACUGACCCUGUUUUCGUUGUGUGGGUUCAUGCAAGGAAUGGUAUGGAACACUUGGGGACCAAUACAGAUAUCUGCCAAGCAGGCGUUCAGUUUUUCCUCGACAGACAUCGCAGUUCUGGUCCUGUGGGGACCCGUGGGCUUCUUGCCUUGGCUGUUGUUUAUGUGGCUAAUGGACAAAAAGGGUCUGAGGGCCUCUCUACUGCUCUCCGCCUUCUUCAUGAUGAUCGGCUCAGCCAUGCGCUCGGUGCCCGUCAUAGACCUGCAGCUUAGGAGAUGGUUGAUCCACGGUGGCCAGCUCCUGAACGGCCUGGCCGGCCCCACCAUCAUGAGUGCCGGCCCCUUGCUCUCCACCACCUGGUUCGCCCCUGACCAGCGCGCCACCGCCACCGCCGUGGCCUCCCUGGUCUGCUACCUGGGCUCCGCCUGCUCCUUCCUGAUUGGCCCGCUGAUGGUGCCGGCGCCCAAUGGGACGCAGCACAGCGCGGUGGGCACGGUGGUCUACAGCACGACGUUCUCCGCCGACACCAACUACAUCAGGGACAGAAUACAGCUGGUCCUCUACUCAGAGUUUGGUAUGAUCGCGGUGCUGUUUGCCAUGGUGCUGCUGUACUUCCCCUCGCGGCCCCCUCAGCCCCCCAGUGUGGCAGCUGCCAGUCAGAGACUCAGCUACCGCAGCAGCAUAUGCAGACUGCUGAGCAAUGUCCGAUUCCUGAUGAUCGCCCUGGCCUACUCAGUUCCUACGGGGGUGAUUGCAGGCUGGUCAGGUGUCCUGGAUAUGAUCCUUACCCCAGCCAACAUCAACCAGGUGGACGCUGGCUGGGUGGGAUUCUGGUCCACUGUCGGAGGCUGCGUGUUUGGAGUGGCAAUGGCCAGGUUUGCUGACUCCAUCCGAGGGAUGCUGAAGCUGAUCCUGGUGCUGAUGCUGGCGGGCGCCUGCCUCUCAGCCACCUGGUUCACACUCACCUGCCUCACCAGGCUCACACACCUGCCCUCCACCAAAGCUACCCUGUACACCUCGUGUAUCCUGCUGGGCGUGUGCAUCAACAGCAGCGUGCCCAUCUUCUUUGAGCUCUUCAUUGAGACGGUGUACCCGGUGCCCGAGGGCAUCACCUGUGGAGUGGUCACCUUCCUGGGGAACCUCUUCACCGGCCUGCUGCUCUUCUUCCUCACCUUCUACUUCACAGAUACAUCCUGGUUGAACUGGUGUCUGACGGGCUCCUGUGUCUUCAGCCUCAUCCUCGUUCUCAUGUUCCGAGAGUCCUACGACCGCCUCUACAUGGAUGUCUUUGUGUCUGUCUGAGCAGUGGAUCGAUUUUACACAAGGAGGAUGGGAGCCCCCCCCUUUUUUAAAAAAAAGAAGAAAGAAGAAGAAAGAAUGAAUGAUGAAGAGAUGGACUGGAAAACUGUUUUGUUUUUAGCGCCGAAUUGCACAAAGAAGAGGAAACUGAAUAGAAACAGCAGGACAUGGCGCUGUGUCUCUGUUCCUGGUUUUUAAUCGACUUCAACCUUGUGAGCGGACAUGCUGCGUGGGUGUGAUGUUCUUGUUGUUGUCGUUGUAAGCAUAUGUAACAACAUUGACCGUUGCUUUUUUGUGUGAUAUCGAUUGUGAUGACAAGGGAGGAAAAGACGAGCUGCAAGUCGUCGACUAGCAGUGUCGAUUAGCGUAGACGUCUUACCAACACUGAGAUUUUUUUUCUCUCUCUCUGUCUUGAUAUCGUUUUAUAAUUAUUAAUGUUAUAGUUUUAUAUAUAAAUAUUAUGUAAAUGUAAAUAUAUAAACAUGAUGAUGAAGGUGAUGACGGUGUCACCUGCAGGUUUUGGCAUGAGGGACUUCAGUUGUUUACAAUGUUCUUUUGUAUUGGGCGAAAGGUGGAAGUUUGUUUCAUUUUUUAUUGCUUUUGUUUGUUUGUUUAAGUCAUAGUUGAAGUACGUAGUAGACAGACCCACUGGUGCCCCCUACUACCACAUAACUAUGUUAAGUCACGCUGCUGAUGAUAUCGACACAGUCUCAAAGCCCCCCCACUCCAUCAUAUGUUGACAUGAUGGCCAAGUCUCAAUGUACUGCCAUGCAAUAUACUGACAUGGCCGCCACAUCAUGACUAACAAGGCUGCCACUGUUACAAGCAGGUUUCAGUGACGGUUAAGUGCAAAUUAAGGUUUACACUAGGUGAAGGAUUAGACAACCUGGCCUUUUGAGUCAUAAUGCGACCCAAAAGAGGGGACAUUUAAAGUCCAAAACUGUAUUGAGCCUUGAGCAUAUGUACUUUUGGCCGCAUACAUUGACGCACCCUGUGUGAGACUGGGUUGGAUAAUAUAGACCGCCACACAUCCUGCCCAUGGAUGGUGGCACCAUGGUAACCAGGUAGCACUCCAUGGCCUCUGCUACCCAUAACCUCUGUUGCUGAGGAACGGUUCCUGGGGAGGUGCUGGUGGUGCUGGAGAGCUUUUAACGACCUGUGAGCCAAUUAUUUUAAUGGCAUACGGCUCCAAGUUCAGCUCCCCUUCCUCCCACUGCCCUCUUUUACCAAAAUGGUCAAAUGUGGACCCUUUCCGAUUCCCAGCUGUGUGAUGCUGGGCUGGAAAUUAGGUUAGUCGUGAUUGGCUGAAGUUGAGGGGAAGUUAUUUUUUCCCCAGUAACAUGGGCUAUGUUCGGACAUGGACUUACACUUGACUUGGCUUGACUCUCACUUGAACAUGCAGGCAUCCAACAGCCUAUUUAGUUUUAUUUAUGUUUUUUUUUUGUUCUGCUAAGAUUAAUUAUGAGUUAGACGUUUUAACAUUUCCACUGGAACAGGGACACCAGUGAACUACAAAACCUCACCAAUGCACCACUGUAGUAGGGUUUGAGAUGACAUUUCACAUGAUGCUAGUUACUAGUCGUGGAACUUUUUCUCUGCAACCUCUCCGGUUCUCAAUGAAGCCUAACCUUAAACUUGUGCCAAGCAUGUUAUAAACUGUUUUUUUAAUAUGUAUAUAUAAUGAAACUCAGUUUUGAUACAUUUUGCUGUACUUGUUCAUACCGAUGUUUAUUUAUUCAAGGGAUUACAAACACUAAUUCUGCCAGAGUAAUUCUGUGGAUAACAAAAGGACUGUUAAAUUUUUCAACACACCAUGAGGACUGUGUAUGUCUAUGACAAAGGACCCGCUCCGUUCAACACAAAGAGCCAGCCAGUCUGCUCCAAGUAGCACAGAUGACCCUGCUGUGACCGCAAUGCACAGAGUUCACCAGCAGGGCGCGCUGUGUCCAGCAAACCAACCAAUGAACCAACCACCCUUCACCUUCAGCAGCGACUUCAACCUCUCUUGCUCAUGUCCCCUGUCACGUCAAAGCAUCUGAUGAGCCUUGAGGCUUCUUUCUUUUUCUUUUUUGUGUGCGUUGAGGGAAUUCCUCCUGUAAGCUGUGACCUCGAUUCAUUGAUGAGACUUUUCGUGUGUGUGUGUGCGUGUGCGCGUGCGCUUGCGUGCGUGCGUGCGUGCGUGCGUUCUUGCGUGCGUGUGUGCGCACGCAGAGACUUUUUCGAGGUGUACCCCCUGCUGUCCUUUGGAUCCUCUAUUAAGUUGUUUAACCAGCUCCCCCAUUCCAUCAUCUCCCCAUAGACACACACACACACACACACACACACACACACACACACACACACACACACACACACACUAGCGCACAGCCUUGCCUACUGUGUCUCCACAGGCUGGCCAUAUUGGGGACCCCUGGCCUUUGAGGCUUGGCAGGGUACAUGCUGCUUGGGGCAGGACGAGGCUCAGCCCAGGCCUAAUGAAAUGCGUACAACUGGGCAAAGGGUCGCUCCUGGCCCUGUCCCAGCACCCCUGAUUAAAGCACAGAGCUUCAAAGAGAACGAGAAAUGAAGAGAGAGAGAGCGAGAGCGAAAGAGAGAGAGAGAGAGAGAGACCUCUUACCCAGCACGAGAACAGGGUUGACUGCGAUUGGUUAGAUGUCUUGCCGAGGGUCUUCAGAGAGAUAGUUUGCACCACAUGGACUUCACAUGACCUGUUUCUUUUAAAUACCCUCUUUAAACGGGGUUGAGUAGAGUGUGGAGGAGGUGGGAUGUUUUUAAAAAGUGAUUGAAUGGUGGUUGGCGAUCUUUUUUUUUGUCUGCGCGCACCCCUACCUCUGUUCUUUUCAUGUGCUGUGCUACAUUAGAACAGAGAGAAGGGAAGAGAGUUUAAUAAUGCCCCAUGCAAAACAAUUCCACAUUGUUAAAAAAAAGAAGAAAAAGAUGGUAUGUCUUUUUUUAUUUUAAUGUGGUUAAAAUAUUGCCUUAAUUAACCGUGACUGUACAUUUUUAUUCUUCUCCUUUUACCCCCUCCUUUAUACCUCCUGUCCUUCUUUUCCUCAUUUUACUUUUUAUGUUCCCCCUCUCUUGCUGUCCCUACCCCCACUGUGAUGAAGAUGAACACCCUCGACAUGCUGUGCCGGGGUCAUGUGAGACCCUGUGCCGGCUCUGUUAUUUUUUGUGUUGUGCCGUGUUUCGGGAUCUCCUUGUCCCCUUUUGCACCUAUUGUGAGGGAAGAUGUACGUCAACAGUUUUUUUUCUCUGCACCUUAUUAAAAUGACUUCU